AUCAUCAUUAAGUGCAGUUCAACGGUCUUUGGAGGGUUAAAAUAACCCAUUUGGUUUAACAAGGUGAUCCUGUGUGAUUUUCUUCUUUCUCUCCUCCUCUCUCCUCGUCUUUCUCUCUCCCUAUACUGCUUGGCCAACUGACAUAGUAUCCUGUUUUGCAGCCCCCCCUUCUUUUUUCUCUCACUCUAUACCCCUCCUUUUUUCCUUAAAGUCCUUGAUUGGCUUGCAUGGGGAUAAAAUCUGGAGCCUGGGGGAGGUGAGUGACAUUUUGGAGCGAGAUGGCAAGAGGAACGGUGGCCACAUACCUGCAUGGAGUGCUUCUCCUGGCUCUGUGGAAACCUUCGCUGCAAGGAGGUGUAUACAUACCAAAUGCUGGAGGAGCUGGAGCUGUUGCAGGAGUUGGGUUUGGACCAGGCAGCACAGGAACAGGAUUUGGCCCUGGAGGAACUGGUUUCCAACCUGGUGGUGGAGUUGGACAAGGUGUUGGUCAAGGUGGAGGAGGAUAUGGUGGACAAGAACCUGGGGGGUUUGGACCAGGAAGUGUAGGACUGGGAGGAGUUGGACCAGGAGGUGUUGGACCAGGUGGAGUUGGACCAGGAAGAGUUGGACCAGUGGGGGUUGGGCCAGGGGGAGUCGGAUCAGGAGGAGUUGGACCUGGUGGAGCCGGAUCAGGGGGGUUUGGACCAGGGGGAGUUGGACCGGGAAUAGUUGGACCAGGGGGGUUUGGGCCAGGGGGAGUCAAACCCGGAGGAGUCGGACCAGGAGGAGUCGGACCAGGAGGAGUCGGAUCAGGAGGAGUUGGACCAGGUGGAGUCGGACCAGGGGGAAUUGGACCAGGAGGAGUCGGACCAGGAGGAUUUGGACCAGGGUCAGUCGGACCAGGAGGAGUUGGGUCAGGGGGAAUCAGACCAGGAGGGAUUGUUCCUGGGGCUGGUGGGAAACCUCCAAAAACAGGUGGCUACGGUGGACAGGGAGCAGGACUGGGAGCAGGAGGUGUAGGGACCGGAGGAUAUGGACAAGGUGGUUUUGGUCCUCAACGCUAUGGAACUGGGUCUGGUGAAGUUGGUCCAAGUGGUUUUGGACAAACAGGCACUGGUCCAGGAUAUGGAGGCCUUGGAGCAGGGGGGCUGGGUGGAGGAGGCCUUGGUACAGGAGGUCCUGGUACUGGUCUGGGUCAAGGAGCUGGAGCAGGCUACAUACCUGGAGGUGGCUAUGGAGGAUAUGGUGGGGGUUAUGGACCCAAACCCCCCAAGACUGGUGGUGUUGGAACAUCACUUGGAAGAACAGGUUACGGCCCUGGUGGAACAGGGGUUGGGCCAAGUGGUGCAGGAAUAGGUUCUGGGGGUACAGGGCUUGGGUCAGGUGGAGCAGGAGUUGGUCCUGGUGGAACUGGACUUGGGCCAGGUGGAGCAGGAGUUGGUCCUGGUGGAACUGGACUUGGGCCAGGUGGUGCAGGAGUUGGUCCUGGGGGAGCAGGGUUUGGACCAGGUGGUGGAGGAAUUAAUCCUGGGGGUGCAGGGUUUGGACCAGGUGGAACUGGGCUCAGGCCAAGUGGAGCAGAAGUUGGUCCUGGGGGUACAGGAUUUGGACCAGGAGGAGCAGGAAUCGGUCCUGGGGGAGCAGGGUUUGGACCAGGUGGAACUGGGCUUGGACUAGGUGGAGCAGGAGUUGGUCCUGGGGGUACAGGAUUUGGACCAGGAGAAGCAGGAGUUGGUCCUGGUGGAGGCGGUCCAGUGCUGCCACAGACUGGUACAACUGGUGGAGGACCUGGAGGAAAGAGUGGUGGUAAAGCAUCAAUGCAAGUUCCAGGAGUUGGGGUGCCUGGACUCUAUCAAGGUGGAUUUGUUCCAGGUCAAGGUUUUGGAGGCCGUGGCAUUCUCCCAGGAGUGGUUACAGGAAAUGGACUUGGGCCUCAAACUGGAGCCGGAGUACUUGGUCAAGGUGGGGCAGGACCAGGAGGAGCAGCCAAUGGGCGAGGUCAACAAUUCCCAGGAGUUUUUCGUGGUUACCCACUCAUAACACCAAAAUCAGGCACAGGGAAAUCAAAGAAACCAGGCAAAGCAGCUGCUAAAUAUGGGGGAGCUGGAGGAGGCACCAUUGGUCAGGGAGGCACAUUAGGGGGCGGGGCUGGAAGACUUCCUGGAGGGGGAGUCAUACCUGGAGUAGGCGGGGGAGUUGGAACAGGAGGGGUAUCUGGUGUAGGGGGCGGUGUUGGAACAGGACUGGGACCUGGAUUUGGAACAGGUGUGGGACCUGGAUUAGGGGGUGGUUUUGGAACAGGAUCGGGACCGGGAGUUGGGAGUGGUGUUGGAACAGGAGUGGGACCUGGAACUGGAGGUGGUGUUGGAACAGGAGUGGGACCUGGAGUUGGGGGUGGUGUUGGAUCAGGAGUGGGACCUGGAGUAGGGGGUGGUGUUGGAACAGGAGUGGGACCUGGGGUUGGGGGUGGUGUUGGAACAGGAAUGGGACCUGGAUUUGGAACAGGAGUGGGACCUGGAUUUGGAACAGGAGUGGGACUUGGAAUAGGUUAUGGUCCUGGCUCAGCCAAAGCACGCAAAUAUGGACCUGGUGGAACUGGAGCUGGCUUCAGCACUGGAGGGGGCACAGGUGAUGGCUAUGGGUUUGGUCCAGGCACUGGUUCAGCUGGAGGCGCUGGAGGUGGACAGCUAGGAGGAGUCAGUCUUAGGACAGGAGUGGGACCUGGCUCAGGGAUUGGUUUUGGUCUGGGUGGUGCUGCCACUGGAAUUGGACCAGGUGGUCAAGGCUACGGUCCAGGUGGAACUGGCACAGGAAUUGGAAGACCAGGAACUGGACCUGGAGGGAAUUAUAAUAUAGGUUAUGAUGCAGGUGCCAAAGCUCGUAAAUAUGGAAUGUUAAGUGGGAUGCUUGGAGGUCUAGGAUUAGGACCAGGCGAAGCUGCUACUGGAUAUAGGCCAGGUGGAGUCUCGCCAGGUGGCACUGGAACUGGCUAUGGACCAGGAGGAGUCGGGCCAGGUGGUGCUGGAACUGGCUAUGGACCAGGUGGAGUCGGGCCAGGUGGUGCUGGAACUGGCUAUGGGCCAGGAGGAGUCGGGUCAGGUGGUCCUGGAACUGGCUAUGGGCCAGGAGGAGUUGGGACUGGUGGCGCUGGAACUGGCUAUGGACCAGGAGGAGUCGGGCCAGGUGGUGCUGGAACUGGCUAUGGACCCGGAGGAGUCGGGCCAGGUGGUGCUGGAACUGGCUAUGGGCCAGGAGGAGUUGGGACUGGUGGUGCUGGAACUGGCUAUGGACCAGGAGGAGUUGGGCCAGGUGGCGCUGGAACUGGCUAUGGACCAGGAGGAGUCGGGCCAGGUGGUGCUGGAACUGGCUAUGGGCCAGGAGGAGUUGGGACUGGUGGUGCUGGAACUGGCUAUGGACCAGGAGGAGUUGGAACUGGUGGUGCUGGAACUGGCUAUGGACCAGGAGGAGUUGGGCCAGGUGGUGCUGGAACUGGCUAUGGACCAGGAGGUUCCAAAGCCCAAAAAUAUGGAGUGCCUGAGGGAGUGGGAGGUACCCUUGGUGCUGGAGGACUUGGCAGUGGUCCUGGACUGGGAGUUGGUGGAGGGAUUCCUGGACAAGGUGUUGGGCUGGCGACUGGUGGAGGUCCUGGCUCAGGGGUUGGGACAGCAGGGACCACUGGUUCUAGUUUUGGAACAGGAGGAAGACCAUUUGGCUUUGGACCAGGCAGUGUUGGAGGACAUCCUGGUGGGGCCAAGUCUCUCAAAUAUGGGCUUCCUGGUGGUGGAGGAGCUCCUGGAUCUGGUUUGGGUGGAAGGUUUGGUGUCACAACGGCAGGCACCUAUGGUCCAGGGAGUGGGGGAGCACUGGGAACAGGGUUAGGAUAUGGACCGGGAGCUGGAUCAGUACCUGGAACUGGUUAUGGACCAGGUGGAGGUUACACAGGACCAGGGACUGGAUAUGGACCAGGUUAUGGAACAAAAGUGAAACCUGCUAAAUACGGUCAAAGCGGUGGUGUACUUGGAGGUGGAGCAGGACGAGGUGGUUAUGGACCAGGAGGCUUUGGACCAGGGACAGGAGGUGCAGUGCAACCAGGAGGAGUAGCACCUGGUGCAGGAGCAGGUACCAGUCCAGGUGUUUCAGGGAACAGCACCAGUGGCGCAGCGUCAAGUGGGCCAGGAGAAAGGUUUGGAGGCCCAAGUGGAACACCGCCACCAUCACCAGAAGCUGAUAAUGUAAAUGCCAGUGGGAUAGAGGGCUCUGGAAUACCAGGUGAAGGAGGCACUGGUGUAGCUGGAAGGCCAGUUGGUGGUGAUGGAGAUGGUCUGAAUGGAACAGGAAUCCCCAUCAUUGGAGUGAAACCUGGAUUCAAUGGGAGCACAAUUUCAGUUUCCACAGGAGAUACUCCUGCUGGUGGUGUGGUUGCUAAACCUAGUGUAAGGCCAGGAUUUGGAGGGACAGCACUUCCCCCUAGAGGUCCUGGUGGUGACCUCUCUAGCAGAGCCCUGCCUGAUGCAAAACCCCUCAAACCUCCAGGUGUUCCUAGAGGAGACACACCAGGUGAAGGAGAUAGAGAAGGCAGUCCUGAUGGGGAGAUAGAUGGCUCAGUUGGAAGACCAGGUGGAGUUGGAGGAAGUCCCACUGGUUCAGGAUCAGCCGGAGGAGUUUCGGGUGGAGUAAUGGGAGUCGGACGAGGUGACAGUCCUGGUGGUGGAACUGGAGUUCAAUCAGGAGGUAUAACCACCGCUGUAGGAGGAACACCAAAGCCACCCCAAGCAUAUGGACAUGAUGGAACUCCAGCAGGAGGUGGGUCUGUUGGAGUUGGAGGGCUAGCAGGAGGAGUUGGAGGAGGUCCUGGAGUAACAAGCUUGGUACCUGGGGCUUCUGACUCUGGUGGAGUUGCAUCUGGAGUCCCAAAACCUGGAAAAAGCUAUGGUGCUGGUGGAGUUGGACUUUUACCAGGUGGAGGCGUACGGUACCCCAGUGGAGCCGGAGUGGGACAAGGAGCAGGAAAAGCAGGAAAAGCAUAUGGUGCUCGUGGAGCAGGAGGCCUAGGUGGGCUAGGACCUGGAGGUUACGGGACUGGAACAGGUGGCUAUGGUACAGGACCUGGUGGAUUUGGAACAGGACCUGGAGGUUAUGGAGGGCAAACAGGAAGUGGAUCCGCUGGUGGUCCUGGAGGUAUAGGGACUAUUGGUGUGGGAACUGGUCCAGGAAGAGCAGCAGGACCAGGAAGAGUUGAUAGUGGACUGGGAGGAUAUGGUGGUGGCGUAAGACCAGAUGGUUCUCGAUAUGGGACAGGUCCAGGAAUUGGAAAACCCCCCAAAAGUUAUGGAAUAGGAGGUGCUGGUACUGCAUUUGGACCUGGCAGUUAUGGAAUAGGACCAGGGGGAGUUGGUCUUGGUCCUGGUGGGUUUGGACCUGGCACUGGUGGCACAGGACUGGGUGGUGCAGGAACUGGACCUGGUAGUUUUGGGCCAGGUGGUGUUGGCCCAGGACCAGGUGGAUAUGGACCAGGUGGAGCAGGGGUCAUCCCUGGUGUUUAUGCUGCUGGAGGUCAAGGACUGGGUACAAGAAAACCACAAAAGACAGGUUAUGGAUCAUCAUUGGGUGGUGCUGGCUUUGGACAAGGUACAGGAUUUGGACCUGGAGGACCAGGCACUGCACCUGGCAGAUAUGGACCAGGCGGUGUUGGGACAGGACCCGGGUUUGGACCAGGUGGUGUUGGGACAGGACCCGGGUUUGGACCAGGUGGUGUUGGGACAGGACCCGGGUUUGGACCAGACAGUGUUGGGACAGGAACUGGGUUUGGACCAGGUGGUGUUGGGACAGGACCCGGGUUUGGACCAGGCAGUGUUGGGACAGGAACUGGGUUUGGACCAGGCGGUGUUGGGACAGGAACUGGGUUUGGACCAGGCGGUGUUGGGACAGGACCCGGGUUUGGACCAGGCGGUGUUGGGACAGGAACUGGGUUUGGACCAGGCGGUGUUGGGACAGGAACUGGGUUUGGACCAGGUGGUGUUGGGACAGGAACUGGGUUUGGACCAGGUGGACAAACAUUAGGAAAACAAAAACCUUCUAAAUCUGGUUACGGCGGAACUGGUUAUGGAACAGGAGGUGUUGGAGGUGGUACUGGUCCUGGAGACACUGGAACUAGACCUGGAAGCUUUGGUCCCGGAGGAUAUGGACCAGGUGGAGCUGGGACAGGUCCUUCUGGUGGCUUUGUUCAAGGAGGUGUUGGACCUGGUGGUUUGGGUCCAGGAGGUGCUGGUACUGGUGGUUUUGGUCCAGGUGGUGCUGGAAGCUUACCAGGGGGUUUUGGACCUGGUGGCCAAAAUCUUGGAACAAGAAAGCCUGCUAAAUCUGGAUAUGGUUCAUCUUUGGGUGGAACUGGAUAUGGACCAGGAACAGGAGGUCUUUCUGGACCAGGAACAGGAGGUGCCAUAGGGGGAGGUCCGGGUACUGGUGUGGGGGGCCCAGGGGGAGCAGGAGGAACAAGCCAGACUGUAGGAGGAGUCGCUGGCCUUCCAGCAGGGGGUGCUGGUCCGGGAUAUGGUGGAGUAGCAGGAGGAGUAUAUCCAGGAUAUGCAGGAACUGGACAAAAAUCUAAGGCACAGAAGGCAGCUAAAUAUGCAGCCAUGCAGGCCUUUCUUGGAGGCUACAGAGGUGCUGGCUGUCAGGGUAACUACUGCGGGAGGAGGAGGAAGUGAGAACCCAACCGCCAGGAGGUGACCUCACUGAAACAGCAGUGGUGCUAUAGCAUGAUUACAGAUUGUGAAGCUCUUGUCUUUCUCAAACGUGGCGGCCUCAUCGUGUUCCUCAUAGCCUAGAAUUUACACAAGAUCCACUCUGAGGAAAAAAGUGUUUUUCUGAUGUAUUAUUUGUUUUAAUUCAGCUGUUUGAAUGCAUCGUAGCUCAAUGUUCACCCUUAAAUCAACAUAUUGAGACUAAAGAAGUUAGUAUGAUUUUUUUUCUAUAUUAUUUUUAGUGUUCAGUGUUUUUGUGGAUCCAUUCCAUUAGAGGCAGAAGCUGAAAUAAAGAGUCUUAUCAGCAAGGCCAAGCUGUUGGGAAAAAAGCUUCUUUUUUUUUUUUAAAGAAAUGUGUUGAGUAUGAUUUGUGUUACUGAGCAAGAAUUUUAAUGCACUGUGCCAGAAGCCAAGGACUCCCUCAGGGCGGCUCCCUUCGACCUGUCUGCAUGCUGACACAGUGUUAAAAAACACUCUAUAAUGGUUAUCUUGGGUGUUCGUUGUUUCACCUUUAUUUAUGCUGCCGGUUCAACAUCCUCCUCACUUAAUUCAAAAUCAAGAAUGGAUAAUGAGGAAAGCAAAAUUCAAACUGCAGUUAUUUCAGGGUCAGACAAAAAAAAUGGACUUUGCAAUGUUUCUUUCUAGACUUUGUUGUCUGCUCUUUAUCUGAUCUUUGAAAAGUUUCCUCUGCUCUUGUCAUUGUUCUUAGAAUCUGCAGAUGUUAACUCUUGUUCCUCAAAUUUUCAGUUUUCUUUACAAACACAAACAUGUUUAAAGUGCUUUUUUGAGCAAAUGCAUUUAAUGCUGAUAAAGCCUUUCCAUUUAAUGUGAGGUAUUUUGACUAAAGCACAUGACGGUGCAUUCAAAUGACAUCCGAGUUUUGAAAAUGAUGUUUUUCUUCUUUUUGAUGUACCUCCAUAAACACUGUUUGCAUUUACUAGAGUUUUAAAAUUAUGCUGAGAAGUUCAUUUAGACUCAUUUUACAACAUAAUUGACCAACUUCCUCUUUGAUUAGGUGUUUUUAUGGUUUUGAACCUCCUGCAACACCUUUAUAUAAAUAAAAGUGCUUAGUUUUCUACUACGUCCUUAAAUGUGUUUUGAAUUGCAAUGCAGUCUAGAUGUAUUAAAAAACAAGAACCUGAGUUUUAGUAUGUGCUUGUAGCUAUAUUUGUGCAACUUAACUUGUUUUAAAUUCUCUGUUAUUUUGCCUGAGGAAAACAAUGCACUUUUGUACAUUUUUUUGAAGUAAAAAGAUGACCAAUAAUGCC
Molecule: messenger RNA, 7990 nt
Organism: Nothobranchius furzeri (turquoise killifish)
Lineage: Eukaryota; Metazoa; Chordata; Actinopteri; Cyprinodontiformes; Nothobranchiidae
Gene: elnb
Product: elastin b
Source: RefSeq, a predicted model, not a curated record